Corythoichthys intestinalis (scribbled pipefish) is the source of this 1638-nucleotide messenger RNA. RefSeq names its product NK1 transcription factor related 2-like,b (gene nkx1-2b). Lineage: Eukaryota; Metazoa; Chordata; Actinopteri; Syngnathiformes; Syngnathidae. The record is from RefSeq and is a predicted model, not a curated record. Bases 352 to 1602 code for a protein of 416 amino acids. The transcript is spliced from 6 exons. Gene Ontology annotation, biological process: regulation of transcription by RNA polymerase II; cell differentiation. Gene Ontology annotation, cellular component: nucleus. Gene Ontology annotation, molecular function: DNA-binding transcription factor activity, RNA polymerase II-specific; RNA polymerase II cis-regulatory region sequence-specific DNA binding.
GCCGCAGUUUGGGCACCCGAAGAAAUGCCGCAUCCACGCGAGUGAGCGAGCGAAGUAAGAGAGGGAAACACUUCUACGAGCCUACGUUCUUUGUUAAUGUUAAUAUCUACAGAGGCAACGCCUUAACAGAGAAGAUCGACGGAGAGACGUGAAGUUCUACCGUAAUCCGAGAGACCCGGAGAGGAGAGCGAGAUGGGCUGCUGCAAUUCGACGAGAAAACUGGGCACCAAAUGAUCACCACAGAUUAUGUACGGAUGAUACAUGGCGAUGGCUGCGGAAGACAAAACAUAGAAGAAACUACUAAAGUCCUUCCAUUUUCUAUGGAAAACUUGAAUAGUCUUAAAACUCUGGAUGUCGACUGGACUCACCGACCACCUUUUUAAGAGUAAAGUCAUGAACCGGGACAUAGCGGAACAGGAAUCGGGGGGGACCGUGAUGAAUCGAGGGGGUGCCGCUGCAGGAUUCCAGGCUUCCAUGACUAAAGAACAACCAGUACCGGGCUCUAAUGAGGAAUCGCUCCAGCCCGUACUCAGCCCGGAUCAAUUGGACACACUAAAUGGAGCAGCUCAGGAUGACAAACGGAUGUUCUCCAGUGCGCUAUCCGGGAUCAGAGACAUGCGGAACCAUUCAGAACCUCUACCGACGAACCCAGUCUUAGCACCACCACAGCAGGGUCCCACCGUACACCGGACAACCUCAUUCUCCGUCUUAGACAUUCUGGACCCCAAUAAAUUCACCAGCAGUCGGCGAUUCCAGCUCCAGAGCGGCCACCCGGACGAGCACAACCUAAGAGGGGAUUGCGAAGCGGGUCUGCUGGAGCCCGAUACGGGUAUUUACGGCGGACACGAAUACCACAGCAAAACCUUUGGGUAUAGAAGUCCAGGUGAGGAAGACCUCAACAGAAAUGGUAGUCCAGAUUCAGAGGCAGCAGAUGGUUCCUAUAGUAGUGAGGAGAGCAGUUCAGCUCUACACUUUGGUGUGGACAGAGAAGUCAACCAGCAAAGUAUCCAGGACCUGAGCAAGCAGACAAAGAGCCCCAGAAGAGGCUCUGCAGGCCAGAUCACCAAUGUACAGCCCAACGGGGGGCAAGGCCCCCAAGGAAAGCCCAAGAGAAAACGCUCAGGCUCGGACUCCAAGUCAGGGAAACCCCGCAGAGCUCGUACCGCUUUCACCUACGAGCAGUUGGUUGCCCUGGAGAACAAAUUCAAGUCUACAAGAUAUCUGUCUGUGUGUGAGCGGCUCAAUCUGGCACUGUCACUCUCCCUCACUGAGACACAGGUCAAGAUCUGGUUCCAGAACCGCCGGACUAAGUGGAAGAAACAGAACCCUGGCGCAGACACUUCAGCUCCCACUGGUGCAGGAAGCACAUCCGGCACCGGGGGAGGAAUAGGUGGUGCACUGGGGAACCUCAGUCCACUCAGCCCAUCACCUCCAAUUAAUGGGCAUCUAGCCAUGCACACAGGCUAUGCAUCAGGCCACCAUCACCCUUCUGCGGGCAGCCUUGUCCAGCUGCCUUUCCUGACAACCGGCCAUGUUCUAUCGCCAUUCAUGUUGGGGACACAGAGCUAUGCUGCACCUGCCUUUUACAGCUCCCACCUGUAGACACACAGAUAUACAGUACUGUACACAAUGCGCACA